AUGAAGAAGACCCGAAGUAUCACCUUACGGCGAGCUUGGCCGAGCUCGGAUUUCUCUGACCGGGCUUCGGACCGCAUGAGGUCCCGCAGCGAGAAGGACUACCGCUUGCACAAACAUUUCCCACCAGCGUUCCUCUCCCAAGCAUCACGGGGCUACAUGACAUCAGGUGAUGUAUCGCCAAUCAGUAUGUCACCCAUCAGUCAGUCACAAUUUAUUCCACUUGGAGAAAUCCUUUGCUUGGCCAUCUCAUCAAUGAACUCAGCACGGAAACAAGUCACACAAGAAGCAUUAAUAGAGCACCUAACAACCUGCUUUCCUGGUGUUCCAACUCCAAGUCCUGAGAUCCUUCGUCAUACCUUAAACAUGCUUGUACGAGAAAGAAAAAUAUACCCAACUCCAGAUGGUUACUUCAUUGUGACCCCACAGACUUAUUUUAUAACGCCUUCCCUCAUAAGAACUAACAGUAAAUGGUACCAUCUGGACGAGAGGAUACCUGACAGGUCUCAGUGUACCUCUCCACAGCAAGGAACAAUUACUCCUUCCACCUCGGGCUGUGUCAGAGAUCGAACGUUACCUAAAAACCACUGCGACUCCUGCCAUUGUUGCAGAGAAGACAUGCAUAGCAUGCACGCAUCAACUCUACAGAGGAAAUCAACGAAAGACUGCAAAGACUCUUACUGCCCCCCUUCUCUUUGCCAGGUGCCACCCACUGAAAAAAGUAAAAGUACUGUAAAUUUUUCUUACAAAACAGAGACACUUUCAAAGCCUAAAGAUGGAGAAAAGCAGUCAAAAAAGUUUGGGCUAAAAUUGUUUCGACUGAGUUUCAAAAAAGAUAAGACAAAACAGCUGGCCAAUUUUUCUGCCCAGUUUCCUCCUGAGGAGUGGCCUUUACGGGAUGAAGAUACUCCUACCACUAUACCUAGGGAGGUAGAAAUGGAGAUUAUUAGGCGUAUUAAUCCUGAUCUGACUGUAGAAAAUGUCAUGAGGCACACUGCACUAAUGAAGAAGCUUGAAGAAGAAAAAGCUCAAAGGAGCAAAGCUGGAUCAUCAGCUCAUCAUAGCGGGAGAAGCAAAAAGAGUAGAAGUCACAGAAAAUCUCAUGGAAAAUCUCGGUCGCACAGCAAAACUCGAGUCUCUAAAGGAGAUCCUUCAGAGGGUUCCCAUUUAGAUGCGCCAGGUGAAAGGGAAUACGAUUUCUAUGAUCCUCUCAUGAGGUCCCCAAGGGAAGGCUGCUACAUAAUAGAACACAAAAGGGACAACUUUAUCAUGCACAGCAGUCCUAAUGUUCUUGAGUCUCAUUUUCCUAUGACACCUGAAUGGGAUGUAUCUGGUGAACUGGCCAAAAGGAGAACAGAAAUGCCUUUUCCUGAACCUUCAAGAGGAAGCUCCCAUUCUAAAGUCCAUCGAAGCCACAGCCACACACAGGACCGAAGAUCAAGAAAUGAGAGAUCUAAUAAAGCCAAGGAACGAUCUCGAUCUAUGGAUAACUCAAAAGGACCUCUGGGUACUGCUUCUUUAGGUACCCCAGAAGACAUAGCUGAGGCUUGCAGCCAAGAUGACCAAACAACCAAUCAAACAUACAUCGAUGAUGGCACCUUAAGGCCUUCACAAUCACUUAGUCAUCAAAGGGCUCUUCUGUCAUCUGUAAAUUACAAAGAGGUAAUUAAACCUGAAAAGACUAUUGGCAGUGCAGAAACUCCUACUUCCUGUACCUUGUUAGAACAAAGCAAACCAACUGAGAACAUACCACCUUAUAAUGAGCUCAGUUCUUGUACAACAAAAUCAGCCAUUGAUGAUUAUUUUCAGUGUAAUACUUCCAGUGAAACAGUACUCACAGCUCCUUCACCUUUAGGCAAAAACAAAGAUGACAGUGACCCAGUGACUUUGGCAGACAGUACGAAAAAAGUCUCUCCCUCAGAAAGACAGUCACAGCACUUAGCUAGAGAACCAGGAGUCCAUAGAGAGGAGUCACCUAAAGGGCCAAGUAAUAGUAGUGGGCCAAUUGCUACAAGUCAGACAGCUGAGGUAAUUACAAAUGGCCGACUAGCUCAACAUCACAGCACAGAGUCCAGUAGCCUUGAUAAGAGGAAAGAAAUAUUCAGUAAAGACACACUUUUUAAGCCUCUCCACAGUACUCUAUCAGUCAACAGUUUUCACAAACCUAAUGUGCCACACUUAAAACCUCAUCAAAAGACACCUUCUGAAACUUUGCCAAGCAGAUGUGAUAAACUUGAACAAGCUAUGGUAACCUCAGUCACACAAGUCAUACCAAUUUCCCAGAGGCAGCAAGAAACAGCUGGGAACCAAGAAGCAGCUUUUGAUUAUUAUAAUGUCUCUGAUGAUGACGACUCUGAGGAAGGGACUAAUAAGAAUACAGAGGAAGAGAAGAAUCGGGAUGAUGUAGGCACUAUGCAGUGGCUUCUUGAGCGAGAGAAGGAAAGAGACUUGCAAAGGAAGUUUGAAAAGAAUCUCACUCUACUUGCUCCAAAGGAAACAGAAAACAGCAACAGCCAGAGAGCCACACAUUCAGCAAGGCUGGACAGCAUGGACAGCAGUAGCAUCACAGUUGAUAGUGGAUUCAAUUCUCCACGUACCCGCGAGAGCUUAGCUUCUAAUACUUCAAGCAUUGUUGAAAGCAACAGACGCCAAAAUCCAGCUCUCAGUCCUGCUCAUGGUGGUGUAGGUCCAGUGUUCAGCUUCCGAGCAACUACUGAUCCUCCAACAAGUGAAACUGAAAAACUGCAGAAACCCGCUAAUUGCUUGCAAGCUUCUGUUACAAGUGUUUGAUAGUGCUUCUGCCUCACAUCUUCUGUCUCAUCGUAUACAUCAAAGUUUACGACACUGAGAUUGAUGUUUACGUGUUUGGAGGGAAAAAAAUAAACCAGGCAUUUUAAUUGCAUAGUUUUUGUGUCAACCUAAACUGUGCUGCUAGAUAGGCUAGGGGCAACAAAGAAAUCUUUAUUUCAAGGCAUUGCUUUUCACAUUUUGCGGCUCUGUAGCAACAGAAUAGGGACAAUAUGUACACUUUUGCUUCACUUAUUGUAACUGAGCACAUAUAUGAAAGUCUAGACACUGUAAGUGUAAUCUGCAUUUUCAAUGUCAUGCAGUUGCCAACUUCAUUUAAAAAUGCCACAGAUAUGUGAUGCCCCCACCACUGAUUAAACUGUUUACCACAGAUGUGAUUUUUUUCCUUUAUAAACGGAGCCUUCAUUGAAAGUAAACAGCUAAGGGUCACCUUGAAGGCAAACAAUGCCAAACAAGAUUAGGAAAGACCUCAGCUCUACCUGUGAAUUAUUUAUAUAUCUGUCAUUUUCACUGUGAGUCUUCAUGACAUGAUCUUGCAAGAAAUCAUAGCAAAAGUAAGUUAAAAGAGGUCAUGUUUUUAAAAUGUGGGAAGAGGUAGGAGCUAAUGGAGAAGUUGCCUAUUUUUAUGUUACUUGAGUUCUUUUAAAGUAAAAAGUAGAUAUUUGCCUAAAUCUUAUUUUUAAUUUUGCAUAUUUGCAAAGAGGGGUUUAAUACUUGUAAUAGAUGGCGAGUGAAGAAAAUACUAACUUUGACUGGGACACAUCGUUAAGUGAUAGGAGAGGUAGCAAACAUAGCAAAUAUUAAAUAGCAAAUAAAGUUAAGCAAUCACUUUAAUGUGUUACCCCAGCUAUUACCCCCCAAAUAUUACUAAUAUUGAAAGAAUUUGAACAAUUAUUUAGAAAAAGCUCUUUGUAAUACAAAUAAUAGUGGCCUGAAGAGUUGAUUUCUUUCUAUGGAAGGACAUAUUAUAUUUCUAUUUUAUGUAGAUUUUAGAGUGCCUAAAUUAGGCUAUUGAAAUGAGCAUACAUUGUAGAAAACAGAUAUAGAGACUAAUAAACUUCAGGCUUUUUAUUGAAUUAUAUUUCUUUGUAAGUAAACAUUGUAUGGAAAUACUAAGUUUAAGAACAAUCAGAGGAAUUGAAAUUAAACAUAUCUAGAAGUGUUGCUGAUAUGCAGAGAGAUCACUUUCCUGAUAUGAGAGGUGAUAAAAAGACUCAUUGAUGCAUAGAAAGUUGAAUUAAAUUUUUCAUCAUCAAAAGCUAGGUCCAUAAAAUACAUUAUUUACCUCUCAUAUAAAAUUCACGAAGUUAAUAGCAGAAGUUCUGUGUACAUUGGUUUAUUAUAAAGUAUUUGUCCUGCAAUGGCUAAUCCAAAGUAAUUUAUUUUUGAAAAAAAAAAGUAUACUAAAUUAAUGGUUAGAGAAGUUUACAGUUUCAAAAGUAAACUUGAAUAAUAUAAAGGGCCAAAUUCUGCUUCAGUUAUUUAUGCAAUCCCACAUUGCAGAAAAUUAGUUUUUCAAUCAUAAUUGUGGUGCAAGUCAAACUAUGAAAUUCAGUAAGAUCAGGAGUAGUGUAAAUUGUUGUGCACAUUAGCAUUUACACUAUUUGUCUUCUGUUGAUCUUUAGGUGAUAAAAUCAAAUAGACCAUUAAAGGCAGUAUUUCAUCAGCUAUUGGUGACAAUAUAAGUUUUCAAGCUUCACUUGUGUUCUGUGUUGUCUUCUGAAGGUGCACUUUGAAAUUGGUUUUGAACAGCUUGCAGGUGCUUCUUGAAAUAGCUUUAUCAAUCUUAAACUUACUUGAUUUCAGUAUUCCUUUGUAAAUGGGUGGGGGGGCUUGGAACCUAUUGAAAAACUUAGAAGUACCUUUUGCAUUUCUGAUCAAGCAGGAGCCGCUUUCUUCCCUUCAGUGUUGGGAAGCGUUCCACCACACUUCCUGAGCCAUUUCAUUUUGAGUUGCAACCAUUCUAUACUUAGAACAAACAGUACAGGAGUAGGACUAGAUACUUCGUGUAAGUUCUGUUUCCUGCAAAGAGAAAGGUAAAACCCACUGCACGUAAUAAAGAAUAUUAUGCUGCUUGAUUCCUGGGUUGGCUCUCCUCUAAAUUUGAAGCUAUGUUGUAAUAACCCAGUAAGGCAUUGCUGGACAGAGCUUACUGCUGACACAUAUAACAUUAGCAGUAUUUUAAUACGCGCAGAUUCCAAAUAGGUUUUGAGGGAAAAAAUAUCAUAAUCAUUAUAAUUUGAAUUUGAAACAUGUUCUGAUAGUAUCAUAUGUUCACCAAGUAAAAAAUUGUAGAAAUAGAUUGCUUAACUUACCCAAAAGAAAAAAUCAAAAUGCAGUAUUAAAAUGAGGCAGAUAUUACCACAUAUGGGAAAUUACUUUUUUCAUCAAUGAGAAUUAUUGAAAUGGGUACCUGUAGCAGUUAUGCAAAAUAAAUCAUAACACUGUUAUAUUUAUAGAUUAUCUUAAGUUGACAUUUAAGGGUUCCCAAAGAAGAGCUUUAAAAAGGUCCUGGCUAUGUUGGCAUGGUUAUUGGCCAAUAGUAUGUUUAUGACUUUUUAUUAGCAUUAAUGUAAUUCUUGCAACAUGUAAUAUAAACAGAAGUUACAAAAAGAAAUGUUCUUAUUGUGCAUUAUUUUUUAAGGAAAGCCCAUCUUGAGAUUAUAGAUAUAUACCCACAGGAGUGGAGCUUGAGUGUUGAGUGACAAACUGUUAUCCUGUGAUAAAAUUACAAUGAUCUUGUAUUACAUGGUUGAUUAUCCUCCUUUUACUAUAUCAACUAAAAGGUUUACAAAACCAGAAUGCGUUGAAUUUCUAUGUUGUGACUUUAAAGGGUCAACACAAAUCUGUCGGCAUUUUGCACACUGAAUAUGUAUUAUAAUACAACAUAUUACUUUUAUGGUAAAAAAAAAUUUUUUUACACAUAUAACUACCUCCAUGAAUCUGAUGAAAUGCAGCAACAUUUUUUUUAAAAAAAGGUAAUGCUAAGAGCAGCAUUUAAAACUUUAUGAAGAAAAAAGGCCAUGAUGUUCUCUCGUGUGUCGGUGCUUGUGUAUGAAGUCAUUUUUCAUUGCCAUGAUUUCCUGUUACUGUGUUAAAUUGGCUUUUGACUUUAGUAGUACAAGAUUUUAUAAAAAGUUGUAGAAUCUUUUAGAUAAACAAAGGGAGGAUCAAAAUUGUCCUUUGUAUUUCCAUUUCUGUUGAAAUGUCGACCUGAUAGAAAGUCAAGUGUUGCUUGUAAUUUAGAAGCCUGUUAAAUAGAUACAGUAUUUGGAAUAUGACUGGCAGUUUAGGGCUUAACAGGAGACACGCUGGCUAUUUUAACUGCCUCCAUUGGAACACUUUGGGCCCUAUUCUGCCCCAUUUGUGGGGAGAAGCAUGCCAGAACUUAACUUACAUCCUUACAGUAAUUGCCCAUGGGUGCAAUAAAUUUCUCUGUUUUUGAUCUUAGGAAUCUUGGGGAUUAAAUGUUAUAAGUUGAGUCCUUUUCACAAUGAAAUAAGUAAUCUGAUGUCUUGACAUUAUGGCAUUGGGAAUGUAGCCACAACAUAAGAUGAAACCACUGAUUUUCAUUUUGCUUUUUUUGUAAUGAGGAGCAGUUAAGAAGUACAUUUAAAAUUCUAGAGAAAGUUGGAGGAUCAAGAGGCAUUUAAAUGGCAGCUACCUUACAACAACUAUAUUGUUUCUAAGGAUAUUCCAGUUCAGUGUAGGAUUUUUAAAAAGAUAAUUGGAAGAACAUAUUUUCAGAAUAUUUUAAGCUGUUAUACUCAUGGCCCUGACACUGUGUGCCUGAAACAUAUUGCAACCAUACAGCAAAAUUAUCCAAAUUCUGCACCUGCAAUCUGAAUGCUAGUUUGUUCCUGUGCUCUUUUGUUCAUCUGAAAGGAGAAUCACAUCCAGACCUUAUCUAAUGACAACCCUAUGCAGAUCCAUCCUGAAAUCAAGAAGUAAUCGCCAACAGUGGAGGGAUUAAUCUCUCUUCAUAGAAAUGCAGAAGAUGCCAAUUCUCAGAAUUCAUGCUGUGUGGUGUGAUCACAGACACAAAGACAACAGUCAUCCCUGAAUAUAAUAACUAGAUAAUUAUAAAAGAGUUAAACAAGCAUACUUAGUCUCAGUAAAUCACCAGCAUUAGCUGUCAAUCAGAAAUGACAGCUACUACUAUUUUGGGGGGGUACUGAAUGAUUUUACUAAAAAGAGCAGGUCAUGAAAUAUCAGUAAUAGGUUGCGCUGAUACUGUGCCUUGACUUCACAAGCCAACAAACAAGUGGGAAAAUUCCACUGAAAUACAAUGACUUGCUUUUAAGUAAGUGUUCUUAGGUUCACAAACCUAUCAAGUAAUGGUGCUCCCAUCUGACCUGAAUUUAUCGUACAUCAGGGAAUCUUUGCCUUCCUGCUUAUAAUAAAUGUUUAAAAUAAGAUCAAUAUUAAUACAGCAUCAUUCACUUAAAAGUUAUUGAAGAAAAGAGACUAUUUUGACUAGCUCUUAUUAGCUCUUACCAGAGUGCCAAAAUGCCUCACUUCCAACAACUUAGCCGUUCCCAUUGACAAAAAAGAACAAUUAAUACAAGCAAGGAAAAUAGUUUAAAUACAUUUUAUGCGGGACUUACCUUAACAGGAAGUUGCCAAAUUCAUUAAUGUAGUUUGCUGUAGUUUAUACUUCUUUCUGCUCCUCCAUGCAAGUAAUAUUAUAAAAUAGAAAAUUCUUUUUUUCAAUUCUUUUUGUGGACUGGCUUUUGAAAAAGAAAAGAAAAUCCCCUUUCAGUCCUAAGCAUUCAGAUAAUUAUUGUAAGCAUAUUUUUUUCAAGGUCUGUGGCACUUCCUAACUGCCCUUUUGAGAACUUAGACAUUCUUGGAUUGUCUACCAAGAAAUGGUCAUAGCCUCUUUGAAAGCACACAAACCAGCUACUGGAGGUUUUCUCUCCUUACCUCCUUACGGCUGGCAUUUUGAGCCUUUCUCUGCUGCAGAUUUCUAUACGAGGUGCUAUCACUGGAUUUGGGAUCAAAGGAAGGCUAGUAAGAUAUUUCAUGAUAUUGUUACAUGCUGUCAUUCCAAAUCUGCUUUCAUGUUCAUUGGUGCAAAUCAUGUUUACGUUAAUUGAAAUGAUAGAACAUACAUAGACUGUGUUUUUAAAAUGGCUUGAAUGUUUGUGUUUGUUUUAAAAAUAACAUUACUGGAAUAGAACCAAUUAAUGUCAUAAUAAUGGUUUCAGCUCAACUCAAGUAAAAUGAAUGCAUAAAAAUGUAUGAUGUGCAUUCAGUACACAAAGUGUAAGACAAAUGUGGCAAGGGGGUUAAAUAAUGUAUCAAAUUAAGUAUAUUGUACUACAGUUUUUUGCUCAUAAUAUUGCAGUCUUCCUCUGAUCCACAAAGACAAAGAGCUUGAACAUCAGGUGAUUAUUAGGAAAACUGCUGAUCCCCCAUUUUUGGUGCAGAGACAGAUUGAAAAACAGAUCCACUGCAUAGCAUGAUGGCAAAAUUAGUAGGACAAUUCAGUCUUCUUUCAGCCUUCCCUGGAUAAAACAAAAUAUGGUGCCUCUUCUAACAUGUGACUGAAGCAAAGGCUACACAACACUUCAGAGAAGUGUAUUAUAUUACUAGCUUAUGCAGCAGUAUAGAACAGUAGAUGACUUCUAUAUGUUGGACAGAUAUAGUUUGAAUAGAGUCAUUGGGAUUUACUUUUAUUGGAGAAAUACACAUAGAGCUAUUGUAUUUCAUAAUUUGGGCCUGCAAGCUCCUAUCACGUCAAGUAUAUGAUACACAAACACUUCAUAAACUCACCAGAGUGCCUCCACUUUGAGUUCUGGAUCAUAAAAGGUAUUCUAGACAAACUGCUCUUCUCUCUGUGAGAAACUUACCCACACACACCCCUUGAUGCUAGUUGAUAAUCAUCUGUAACAGUACUCUGAUUUUCAAGUUACAAUGCUGUUAAAAUGGAUAUACAUCAAACGCCUGUGAGCAUGAAAGAUCCCAAUAGGGCCCAAUGAGUAAGUUAUACGUCAUCAAAAGACUUUCCAUUUAAGGGUUCAUAAUUCUGCAGGUAACCUUCUGUGAGUGACUGAAUGUGACUGUUGCAUUAGGUUUAAAUGAGUAAAUAAAUGCAAGUGGGACUUACUGUAUGCUAGAAGGGAGUUUUGCAACCAAGACAGCCUUGUACAAAUGUGUUUGCACUGAAAAAGAAAUAUUAAAAUUACUUGGUCUCUGGUUGCUGUAAAGGUCAUCCAAGCUGGAUGUUCUGUUUAUAUUGUACAGAAUUUCAUAUGAAAUAAUUACAGUUCAUGAAAUGUCUUCCCUUAACGUUACUGAUUUAUAACAGCACAUUUGUGACAUGGUUUUUAUUGUGUCAGUGUACCAUAUUGUAAAUGAUGAUAACUUGUCAUGCUUAGUAAAAUAACUUAAAAAAGGACAGGGAUUUUUGUAAGUCUAUAUUUGAAAGUCCCUUCAUAUGGUAAUACUGUGUUCAUGUUGUUUAUGUAGUGUUGUGUGAAAUAUCCAUUUUGGAUUGUGUUACUUUUUAAAAUAUUAAAUAACA
Molecule: messenger RNA, 9334 nt
Organism: Pseudonaja textilis
Lineage: Eukaryota; Metazoa; Chordata; Lepidosauria; Squamata; Elapidae
Gene: STOX2
Product: storkhead box 2
Biological process (GO): regulation of transcription by RNA polymerase II
Cellular component (GO): cytoplasm; nucleus
Molecular function (GO): RNA polymerase II transcription regulatory region sequence-specific DNA binding
Source: RefSeq, a predicted model, not a curated record